GAACUUGUGGCCUUGUCACGGAAGCUUACAGCGCGCCUGCCAAUUACAGAAAAGGCUGGACCUAUCGGUCGACCCUCUGUCUGGGCAGAUGGGCGCCAAGCUCUGUGCGAGACGGUGCCGUAUUUCAAGACGCCACAAGGAGGAUGUCAUCAGAACGAUGGCCACGUAUACGCCUUCUAUUUCGACAGCGUAGGUCACUGCCGCGAGUAUAUGGACACGGAUGUAAUUAUAGCACGUUCUGGUGGAGGCAUGGAAAUGGAUAAAGACCGGAAUCUCCUCCAGAGCCGUGAUCACGAGUACCAGGGCAAGAGCAAGCAAUCGAAAAGUCAGGUAGAGGCCGUGCUGAACAACAUCAGACAUGAGAAUCCGAUCGUCAUCAUCUGCGGUGACAGGAAUGAAGGCGCAAUAUGCAGAAUGCCCCACAAGUUUUGUGUGCUUGGCUGGUACAAGCCGAUCGCUGUCUGGACGGAGAAGACUCUAGGCAAAGGAGGCCGAGCAUUUCGAACAAUCAAAUACCGAUUCGAGCGAUUGGGAUCGAAGGAUGCUUGGUUUGCUCCCAAGGAAGGAGUUUCAUUGACUGGAGAAUAUUAUCAGCUGGCUGGGCCAUUGACGUACGCCUCGUGCGCCCGAUGUCGAAAGCAGCAUCCGCAAAUGUACCUUGAAGGCUGGAUGUGCUUGACUUAUGAUUGCGAGUCCCUUUGGAAGGUGGAUGGUAAGCGCGAUGCAGCAUAUGGUCGACUCGAAUACAAUCCAGCUUACCUCUUGCAACGUACUCCAUGGUCAGAUGAGCAAGAACCAUAUGAUGUUCGUGUGCCUAUACCGGACGUGGGAAAUUAUAUUGGCGACAACCUUUCAUAUAUCAACACACGCGGCAUCUGCUGUCCCAAAUGUGGCAAAUGUAAUUCUCGUCGAUAUUUCAAGGGCUGGAAGUGUGAAAACCGUGAGUGCGAUUGGGAGAGAUUUCCAAAACAUUUCCCAGUCCGGCCUGCCCAAUUACAUAGUCCAUGGGAUACCUUUGGAGAUGGUCCAUCUCUUGGCCGCAACACCUUCGACGAGGCCAACGUCAAGCUUGCAAUUGAGCACUACCACGGCAUGAAAAUAUACCGAUAUACAUUCAAUGGAGUUGAGGGCAGUCUAACGCAUAUCACGUCGAACGCCAGGCUCAACGCGGCCGCGAACGGACCGAAUGACAUGCUGGCAGCGUUACAACAGCAAGAUGAUCCCGAAUUGGAGCUGCCUUUGGAGCGGCGAAUUUUCGCUGGCACAGGCGGAGAUUUCAUGAGCUCAUACUCGAUCAAUUACGGCAUGCCAUACAAGUUCAUCGCGAGCGGCUCCAGUCUGCCUUUCGAAAAGGCCCCAUGGCCAGUAAGAUCUGCUCGAGCUGAUCUCAACUGGGCGUCGCAAAAUAUCUUGGGUCAAGAGGGCCAUAUAGAUUUCAACGAGCAACUCAUCUUUGCCUACCUUGAAAAGCAGAAGCUUGAAUAUCAUGACGAUGGCGAGAAGGGUCUCGGGCCACGCAUUGCAACCUUAUCACUAGGCGCAUCAGCCAGGAUGCAUCUGAGGAUGAAGCACAAACAUUUCGUUGGUUGUUCCAAGACCGGGAUCUUCACCAGCGACAAGCCUAUCCCUGGAUGCAAGGGUGGCGAUGCAGCAUAUCAUCAGCGUCUCGAAGCCUGGCAUGCAUUGGAACAACUCCGCGAGAGCGAUCGUGCGCAAUACAUCCGACGACAGAAAGAGAUUCCGCACGAACUUGGGAUGUACCAAGAUCGCAACAAAGUCCGAGCGGGCGGCGAUCUCGUCGUCCUUACUCUGAAUCAUGGAGACAUGGUCCUGAUGGAAGGUCGUCAGAUCCAGCAAUAUUUCGAACACAAGGUGCAGUCGGAGGGCUAUUUACGAUUCGCCUUGACGUGUCGCACUGUGCUUGGUGACCACUUGAAGCCAGACGAGAUGCCAGCCUUUGAGGUUUCGCCUGAC
Molecule: messenger RNA, 1974 nt
Organism: Dissoconium aciculare CBS 342.82
Lineage: Eukaryota; Fungi; Ascomycota; Dothideomycetes; Mycosphaerellales; Dissoconiaceae
Exons: 2
Biological process (GO): DNA repair
Source: RefSeq, a predicted model, not a curated record